Molecule: messenger RNA, 1071 nt
Organism: Hydra vulgaris (swiftwater hydra)
Lineage: Eukaryota; Metazoa; Cnidaria; Hydrozoa; Anthoathecata; Hydridae
Product: vacuolar protein sorting-associated protein VTA1 homolog
Biological process (GO): late endosome to vacuole transport via multivesicular body sorting pathway
Cellular component (GO): multivesicular body
Source: RefSeq, a predicted model, not a curated record
GCCGUAUAUGUGUUUAUUUUUAAUUGAAUCGACAAAUUAAAAACACAAAAAUGGCGGCUUCGGUACCGCUUCCACCAAAUCUUAAACAGCUUAACUCAUAUUUAAAACUCGCAAAAGAAUAUGAUAAAAGAGAUCCAACAGUAGCUUAUUUUUGCCGGAUGUUUGCUGUUCAAAAAGGCAUCAAGCUAGACAGCAAAAGUCCUGAUUGCAAAAAAUUCCUCUUUUCUUUAAUGGAUCAGCUUGAAAAUACAAAAAAGGCACUUUUGGAGAGUGGUGAAGAGGCGGUUUCAAAUGAAAUUGUUGGGCAAGCUCAUAUAGAAAGUGUUACAUUGAGUCUCUUUUCGUGGGCUGAUAGUGAAGAUAGGAAUGGAGUUUUUAACCGUAACAUCACAAAAGCAUUUUAUUCUGCUAGCUUGUUGUUUGAUGUUUUGGGCCAGUUUGAUGGAUUUACAGAAGAGUGUCAAAUUAAACAGAAAUAUGCCAAAUGGAAAGCAACAUACCUUCAUAAAUGCUUGCAAAAUGGAGUGGUUCCUGAACCUGGUCCAGAAGGAUCUGGAUUUGAGAAUGAGCUUAAUGUUUUGCCAGAUGUAUCAAAAGAGUCCAAUUUUAAUUCUCCAAUUCCUCCAUCAAAUAAUGCGGACUCCAUAAACUUUGCUACGGGUUAUUCAUCUGCACCAACUAGUUAUGGUUUUGCACCUCCAGAAGUGUUUGAAAAACCAGUGCCUGUUCCAAGAAAGGUUCUAAAUGCAACAGACACCUCGCCCCAAAAUCCAUCUGUUAGUGACUCUAGCAGUUCUGACAUAGACUUUAUACAAGCUACAAAAUUUUGCAAAUUUGCCAUGAGUGCUUUACAGUACGAGGAUGUAGGAACAGCUGUUGAAAACCUUACAAAAGCAUUGAAUUUGCUUCAGAAACGUUAGCGCGAUAAGAAUUCGUGUUGUUUACGCGAGCAGAAAGAUAUUGUGUUUGAGUAUUACUUUUUUUUUUAUAUUGUCUUUUGUUAAAUUCGAUUUUCAUGUAAGUUUAUGAUAAGGCGAUUUUUUUUGUAAAAAUAUUUGUAUUGUGUUUGAA